This is a messenger RNA of Medicago truncatula (barrel medic), 1110 nucleotides long. Its product is annotated as inorganic pyrophosphatase 2. The transcript has 3 exons. Gene Ontology annotation, molecular function: phosphatase activity. The coding region runs from base 195 to 1019 and encodes 274 amino acids. The record is from RefSeq and is a predicted model, not a curated record. Lineage: Eukaryota; Viridiplantae; Streptophyta; Magnoliopsida; Fabales; Fabaceae.
CAUCAAAGAUUCUCCAACACCUUCUCUUACUAUAAAUACCUCUCUCUCUCUCUCUCUGUAUCAAAUCCAAGCCAAAAACCUAUUUUGAAACCACUUUCAGAUACCCAUUUAGCUUCUAUUUCUUGUGAACCAGUUCUUUCUUUCUGGGUCAUUCAAAUUUUUCACAUUCUCUUUCUCACCUCUCAAAGAGAAAAAUGACUAAUAACAUUGUUAUUGUUUUUGAUUUUGACAAAACGAUCAUUGAUUGUGACAGUGAUAAUUGGUUGAUUGAUGAAUUGGGUUUCACUGAUUUGUUCAAUCAACUCCUUCCUACAAUGCCUUGGAAUUCUGUUAUGGACAAAAUGAUGAUGGAGUUUCAUUCAAAUGGAAUAACCAUUGAAGAGAUUGAAAAGGUUCUUCAAAGGAUUCCAAUUCAUCACAGAAUAAUACCUGCAAUUAAAUCAGCUCAUGCUUUAGGGUGUGAUUUGAGGAUUGUUAGUGAUGCUAAUAUGUUUUACAUUGAAACUAUUUUGAAGCAUUUAGGAAUAAGUGAAUACUUCACUGAGAUUAACACUAAUCCUGGUUAUGUUAAUCAAGAAGGAAGAGUUAGAAUUUCACCUUACCAUGAUUUCAAUAAGGCUUCACAUGGUUGCAACAAUGUUUGCCCUCCAAACAUGUGCAAGGGUUUAAUCAUUGAUAAAAUUCAAAAUUCAAUUUUUGAAGAGGAUAGCAAGAGGUUUAUCUACCUUGGUGAUGGUGCAGGGGACUAUUGCCCUAGUUUGAGGCUUAGAGAAAGAGACUUUGUGAUGCCAAGGAAGAAUUUUCCAGUGUGGGAUUUGAUAUGCAAAGAUCCUUCACUUGUCAAAGCUGAAAUUCAUGGUUGGAGUGAUGGAGAAGAAUUGGAACAAGUUUUGAUGAAUUUGAUUAACAAAAUUAUGAUGGAGGAACAUGUUCAAUUUAUUUCAUCAGAUUGCAAGCUACAAACUCUAUCUAGUCCAGUACUUGUAUCUUUGCCUAAAGCUGUCUCAGUUAGGCCAUAGAUUCUAAGCUUACUAAUUUUCUAUCAUUGCAAAUGUAAUGGGUCUUUCUUUUGUCCUUUGAUUAACUUUUAAUAAACCUUUUCUUGUACUA